AUGAAGUGGGAAGACUUCCCCCGCCGUCGAGAGAAAGCCCCAGGUAUCCCGCUUCUACGUCCAGCUAGUGGAUUUUUUACCAGUAAACUGCCCAUCACCUGUCGUGUGCAGGUUCAAGGUUACGGGAAAAAUCAUCAACUGGACGCUCUCGCCACUUUGUUUGUGGCUCAAAAUCCUGACAAAGAACGAACGGAAAAGGAAAAAGAAGAAAUUCAAGAUAAAAUAAGAAGGUUAAAGCCCCAGGUGACCAAUUUCCUUCAGUCAUGCUCGACCCCCUCUGCGGAUGCAUCCGGGUUCACUGGUCCGUCCCCUCCUGCCUGUCCCGUUUGUGGUUACGGCGGUUAUCAGUCGAUGCCUCACACUGGUUCGUGCGCAAUGCAUGAUAUUUGUGCAUGCUGCCAACGCCCAGUACCUGCGUACGUGCCGCAGCAGUCCUCUGAGAAUCAAGUGCAGUGUGAAAUAUGUCGGCGAUCAUUCUGUGCUCUGAUCAGUCCGACCGGAUGUCCCAAUUGUCUGAACGAUUGUCUAACUCGUCUGAUCGAUUUGCGCAAUAUGACUGCGUUGCCUUCGGAUUUGUUAUUACGUAACACAGUGGAGACGUCAAUCCUCAAAGACCACCUAGCCACUAAGGGUAUUUCUGUGAGCGAUUUCGUCCAGUCCUGCCUGGAUAAUCUGGAUCCCAAUCUCUUCGGCCCCAAUGGUUCCACGGAUCAAUCUCUCAUCUGUCAUGGUUGCGGUCUGCGCUGUCUGUCUCAAAUGGCCUACAAGCAGCGUGAGGCGAUUCCGAAUGACGAAUUACCGGUCACAGUUACCGCUCGACCGAAUUGCUAUUAUGGUCGAAAGUGUCGAACACAACGCACGAAUAUGAGCCACGCACAUCGAUAUAAUCAUAUUUGCGAACAGACGCGAUUCUAA
Echinostoma caproni is the source of this 915-nucleotide messenger RNA. The record is from the annotation of a GenBank genome assembly. Lineage: Eukaryota; Metazoa; Platyhelminthes; Trematoda; Plagiorchiida; Echinostomatidae.